Molecule: messenger RNA, 1353 nt
Organism: Heterocephalus glaber (naked mole-rat)
Lineage: Eukaryota; Metazoa; Chordata; Mammalia; Rodentia; Bathyergidae
Gene: Tmem150c
Product: transmembrane protein 150C
Cellular component (GO): plasma membrane
Source: RefSeq, a predicted model, not a curated record
AAUGCGAAUGUUGGAGAAUGUGACUGGCUUGAGUUGGAGGGGCCUCUUCCACACGUGUGCUUUAAAGUGGCAAUAGCUUAAAGAAGACAGGUGUGGCUCGGCAGCCCCCCAAAUGUGGUGGUCAGACGAAGGCAGCCAGGAAGCUGCGCCUGGAGCCUAAAUUGACCCGGAGCUGUGAUAAAAAUGCCCUCGCUGCACGACGCUGUAGAGGUCACUGCCUUGGUGUCCCGGGAGACCGGGUCCUGGGGUGGGCCAAUAGAUACUGGUUUAUAGGACUCGAGACGAGACCCAGGCGGCGGAGCCGAGCCAGCAGGCGCGAGCGGGGAGGCGGCCUGGUCGCCGCGCUCACGCCAGGGUCCCGCGUUUGCCAACCUGGCGCCGGGCACGGGCGUGGGACUGAGUUCCAGCUGCUUUGUGCGAGCCCCGGGGGUGUGCGGCAGAGGCGAGCCGGCCCCGAGGUCAUCGCGGAACAGCACCGAGCAACCCCCUGCGGAGGAUCCGGAUCCCGUCCCGCCCCUGGAGGCCAGCAGCGCUGGGAGCGCGUCCGCCGGGCUGGGAAGCCAGCGGCCCUCGCUUGCACGGCGGCUCCGGCCCGGUGCAGGCAUGGAUGGGAAGAAAUGCAGCAUCUGGAUGUUUCUACCUCUUGUAUUCACUUUGUUCACUUCGGCUGGACUGUGGAUAGUAUACUUCAUAGCUGUGGAAGAUGACAAAAUUUUGCCAUUAAAUUCAGCUGAAAGGAAACCUGGUGUGAAGCGUGCACCUUAUAUAAGCAUUGCAGGUGACGAUCCUCCUGCCAGCUGUGUGUUCAGUCAGGUCAUGAACAUGGCAGCAUUCCUAGCCCUGGUGGUAGCUGUUCUGCGCUUCAUACAACUGAAACCAAAGGUUUUAAACCCAUGGCUGAAUAUUAGUGGAUUGGUGGCACUGUGUCUGGCUUCCUUUGGAAUGACCUUACUCGGUAAUUUUCAGCUCGUGAAUGAUGAAGAAAUCCACAACGUGGGAACAUCCUUGACCUUUGGAUUUGGCACAUUGACCUGCUGGAUCCAGGCUGCCCUAACACUCAAAGUCAACAUCAAGAAUGAAGGACGGAAAGUUGGAAUCUCACGGGUGAUUCUGUCUGCGUCCAUCACUCUCUGUGUCGUCCUCUACUUCAUCCUCAUGGCCCAGGACAUCCACAUGUAUGCAGCCCGGGUGCAGUGGGGCCUGGUCAUGUGCUUCCUGUCAUACUUCGGUACCUUCGCCGUGGAGUUCCGCCACUACCGCUACGAGAUCGUGUGUUCUGAGUACCAGGAGAACUUCCUGAGCUUCUCCGAAAGUCUGUCCGAAGCCUCCGAGUAUCAGACCGACCAGGUGUAG